Messenger RNA from Pelodiscus sinensis (Chinese soft-shelled turtle), 988 nucleotides. NCBI's taxonomy places the organism in Eukaryota, Metazoa, Chordata, Testudines, Trionychidae. The record is from RefSeq and is a predicted model, not a curated record.
CAUCUCCUCUUCCCCCUCUCAAGAUGCUACCGUGUACGUUGGUGGCCUGGACGAGAAGGUCAGCGAGCCGCUGCUAUGGGAACUCUUCCUGCAGGCGGGACCAGUGGUCAAUACUCACAUGCCCAAAGAUCGAGUCACAGGUCAACAUCAAGGCUAUGGGUUCGUGGAAUUCCUCAGCGAGGAAGAUGCCGACUACGCCAUUAAAAUCAUGAACAUGAUCAAGCUGUAUGGGAAGCCAAUCCGCGUGAACAAAGCCUCCGCCCACAACAAGAACCUGGACGUGGGGGCCAACAUCUUCAUCGGCAACCUGGACCCGGAGAUCGACGAGAAGCUGCUGUACGACACCUUCAGCGCCUUCGGGGUCAUCCUGCAGACCCCCAAGAUCAUGCGGGACCCCGACACGGGCAACUCCAAGGGCUACGCGUUCAUCAAUUUCGCCAGCUUUGAUGCCUCCGACGCAGCCAUCGAGGCCAUGAACGGACAGUACCUGUGCAACAGGCCCAUCACCGUUUCUUACGCCUUCAAGAAGGAUUCCAAAGGCGAGCGGCACGGCUCCGCUGCGGAGCGGCUGCUGGCCGCCCAGAACCCCCUCUCGCAGGCAGACCGGCCCCAUCAGCUGUUUGCAGAUGCCCCUCCUCCUCCGUCGGUGCCGACUCCUGUCGUCACGUCCUUGGGGCCCGGAGUGAACCCUGCAGGCCUCCCGCCCCCAGGGUCGUUUCCUCCCGGGGGCGGGGCCCCUCCUCACCCACAUCCUUUCGCACCUGGCGGGAUGCAUCAUCCAGGGAUGUCACCCAUGCAGGUGCAUCACGGACCGCCCGGGAUGGGCCAGCAUCAUCACCCGGGGCCACCAGGGGCAGGAGGCCCGCCCCCGAGAGGGGACGUGCACAAAGUGCGGAGACUGGUGGUCGCGGUGACAGCGCACGAGAAGCAGGAAACCAGAGCAGUUUUAUCGUGCAGCUGGUUCGUUUAUGGGGCUCGCAGGAGUUAA